AUGUCGAGCAACAGGAAUUAUGACUUCUUGAUCAAGCUGCUGCUGAUCGGCGACUCGGGCGUGGGCAAGUCGUGCUGCCUGCUGCGAUUCAGCGAAGACUCCUUUACGCCCUCCUUCAUCACCACCAUCGGCAUCGACUUCAAGAUCAGGACCAUUGAACUGGACGGCAAGCGCGUCAAGCUGCAGAUUUGGGACACCGCCGGCCAGGAGCGCUUCCGCACCAUCACAACCGCCUACUACCGCGGUGCCAUGGGUAUACUGCUCGUCUACGACGUCACAGAUCAGAGAUCUUUUGAGAAUAUCCGUACCUGGUUCGCGAACGUAGAGCAGCACGCCACCGAGGGCGUCAACAAGAUUCUGAUCGGCAACAAGUGCGACUGGGAGGAGAAGCGCGCCGUGUCCACCGAGCAGGGCGAGGCCCUUGCCAGGGAACUUGGCAUCCCCUUCCUCGAGGUCUCGGCCAAGAGCAACAUCAACAUCGACAAGGCCUUCUACAGCCUCGCCUCCGAUAUCAAGAAGCGCAUCAUCGACACCUCCAAGAACGACACCACCGCCAGCGGUAGCGGCGUGAACGUGGGUGGGGACACGGGCAACGCUGCUAGCAAGUGCUGUUAA
Molecule: messenger RNA, 615 nt
Organism: Cryphonectria parasitica EP155
Lineage: Eukaryota; Fungi; Ascomycota; Sordariomycetes; Diaporthales; Cryphonectriaceae
Product: putative Rab/ GTPase
Exons: 3
Coding region: 1-615 (204 amino acids)
Biological process (GO): protein localization to plasma membrane; protein secretion; regulation of exocytosis
Cellular component (GO): endosome; plasma membrane
Molecular function (GO): GTPase activity; GTP binding
Source: RefSeq, a predicted model, not a curated record